CUGGGAGUUCACGGAGUUGCACUUCCGACACUGAAUAGCUAGUCGGUGCAAUGAAAAAUGGCGUUGACUAAACCAGUGUCUCUAGAUUCCUGUGUGAUAAAAAGGCUCAAGGAUCCAAUAAAUAGCAGGUAGGCCCAGAGGACACCAACGGACUAAAUCGUUCGUAAGCUUCAUCAUGCAAGGCUCUAGCUUCGCUCUCCUGUUCUUUGGAGUCGUCUCCAUCUUUAUCCUUGGUACGGCACAAGGAAGUACUUUGUCUGGUGUCUGUGACCAAGGUUGGCUUCGCUUCGGUGACUACUGCUACCUUUACACUACGGACAUUAUGGUAGAUUUUUAUGAAGCUAGAGGUUAUUGUAAGGGCGAAGGCGCUGACUUGGUUAGCAUCCAUAGUCAAGAGGAACAAACGUUUUUAUAUGAUAAUCACUAUCCUGGUUAUACGUACUGGGUGGGAUACACCGAUUUGGCCAGUGAAGGUAAUUUCAUCUGGACGGAUGGUACACAGAAUACUUACACUAACUGGGCUCCUGACGAGCCAGACAACGCUGGUGGUGAGGACUGCGCCUAUAUGGACCCGGGUUUCUACGGACCAGGGGGAAACUGGAAUGAUGUCCCAUGCUCCAAGCCCUACCUUAUCAUCUGCAAAAAACGAAUUACCCCGUCAAGCUGUGAUGACAAACCUUGUCAAAAUGGGGGAGUUUGUGAAAGCGUCUCAAAUGGUGGCUACCAGUGUAAAUGUAAAGGUGGAUACUCGGGCAAGAAUUGCCAAAUAGACUACUACUGUGAGUCUGAUUGGUAUCACUCGGGAGACUUCUGCUAUCUUUUCCGGGACGAGUUCAAAUAUUUCAACGAUCGGCAAACCUGGGACGGAGCUGAAACCAAGUGUCAGUCCUACGGGGGAAAUCUUGUCAGCAUCCACAGCAAGGAGGAAAACGACUUCAUCUUUGAUCACAUGGGCUACAGUAAAGGUCGCUUUUAUAUUGGUUUCACGGACAGAGUAACAGAAGGCACGUUCGAAUGGAGCGACGGGACAAAGGCAGACUUUGUAAACUGGCACCCCAGGUUGCCUGACAACAAUGGAAACGAGGACUACGCCUUCAUCAAUCCUGAAUUCUAUGGCUCACUUUGGGCCGACGCUUAUGGCGGUGCACAUUACGGUUAUGUGUGCAAGAAACCUGCAUCAUUGUGUCAACCAAAGACGUGUCAGAAUGGGGCUACUUGCAUUGAUUUGGUCGUUGACUACCAGUGUAAUUGUCUUGACGGCUUUGAGGGGAAAAACUGCGAGACCAACAUUGAUGAUUGUGCAGAGCAGCCAUGCUUAAACGGAGGGGCUUGCGUCGAUCUGGUCAAUGGCUACCGAUGUGACUGUUUGGAUGGCUUCGAAGGAAAAGACUGUGAGAUCAAUACCGACGACUGUGCACUGAUAACAUGCAAGUCUGGUCGUGUCUGCGUGGACGGAAUCAACUCGUAUUGCUGUCUCCCUCAGUCUUAAAUAUAUAGAGAGGGCAAUGCAUGCAAAUGAGCUUACCCAUUUACAACUAUCAUCAGAUCACAGCUUACCAAAAAUCAAGCGAUUUCCAACCUUUUAAUUCAUAAAGAUACGAACGAAAAAGAAUAGAGAAGAGUGAAGUCUAAUCAAAGCCCCCAAAACUGACAGUCUCUAGUUAAUCAACAGAUGUCACAGUUUCUUAGACGUGUUGUAUCCCCAGCAUGGAAACCCACACCAGAAGAAGAUAACCUUUCUCUUUGAUGGGUGUCAAGCAUUCAACAUUGAAUUUCACUUUUCCGAACAUAACUGCCGGUUAUUGUCUUUCUCUCUGACUCUUUUAAAACCUGGCUUUGGGGUGUUGUUAAAAUUUCAAAUCUGAGUGCAGUUUUAAAUUAACAUGCAACGGAGAUGCUCUUUAAGAAAAACCCGCAAAAUUGGCGUUCAAUUUCUGUACUGCUUUGACGAUCAGAGGAAAACUGUAUAACGAAGUCAUCUGCUACCACCAAUAUACAACGCUUGAGUCAAGGAAACUGUGUUAAUCUAUCGACAGUGUUAAUUUCCACCUUGAAAUGGAAAUGCAAGGCAGUGUUCUAUUAGAAAGAAAUGACAUGAGGAAAAUAAGUAAAACCCUUGACUAAAAACGAUUAUUAAAUACAAAUUUCAAUUGAAAUUAAAACUGAUCAAACGUCAUAUUACACUUGCAUUUACAAUUCUGAAUAAAUAUAACGUUUCAUUUUGAGCAAA
This is a messenger RNA of Acanthaster planci (crown-of-thorns starfish), 2230 nucleotides long. RefSeq names its product C-type mannose receptor 2-like. The record is from RefSeq and is a predicted model, not a curated record. Gene Ontology annotation, molecular function: calcium ion binding. Lineage: Eukaryota; Metazoa; Echinodermata; Asteroidea; Valvatida; Acanthasteridae.